Molecule: messenger RNA, 1365 nt
Organism: Alternaria arbusti
Lineage: Eukaryota; Fungi; Ascomycota; Dothideomycetes; Pleosporales; Pleosporaceae
Exons: 5
Coding region: 1-1365 (454 amino acids)
Source: RefSeq, a predicted model, not a curated record
AUGGCGCCAAAGAACACACCCGCCGAUGCUUGGGAGGACGACUGGGAAUCACUCGCCGACAAAGAAGAUGAGAAGCCCGUAGAAGAGCAACCAAAGAAGCUUACGAAAGCGCAACUCAAAGCUCAACACGCUGAGCUCAACAAACAGCUUUGGCAGGCGGCCGAAAACCCAGAGCCUCAAUGGUACCCUGAAGUCCACCCCGCGCCCGUCGCAGCAACCUUCAAGCCGAAAGUCACGAUGCUUGCACGCAAGCCCACUCCUCAAGUUCUCUCCCGCAAUAUGGCAGGCAUGAGCCUCGACGACGACGAUAGUGAAGAGGAGCGACGGAAGAAAGCAGCGGCAGACUUCGAAGAGCGCAAAGCACGUGCACAGAAGGAACGAGCAGAGAAGGAGCGCAAGUACGCAGAAGCACGAGAGCGCAUCUUCGGCUCACCAGCUGCUUCCGCUGCAGAGGACUCGCGCAGCAACUCCCCCAACAAAGCUGCCCGAGGGAAAGGACGAGGACGCGGUGGAAGGGACAGCCAGCCUAGAUCGAGCAACGAGCAGUCGCCCGCCCGUACAGCACAUGUAGCUCCUGCGCGCCAACUCUUCGAUCCUACCUACACCCCAAAGCCCGGCUCCGUAUUCAUACAGAAGAAAGAAUCUGGUAUCAGUCGCCCAUCUACACCAAACACACAAGAGAAACCUGUUCGUCAGCCACAAGGACCCACAAGAGGCGGCGGACGAGGCUUCGCUCCAAGAGGAGGAUAUGGUACUCAGGCAGGAAAAAAACUGAACAGGCCUGCAGACUACACCAAGAUAAAGACCUGCAAAGGAACGAGUGACCGCUGCGUCCAGGACUUUCCGAAGAGCUUCCGCACAAUGGCUCCACAGUCACCCGAACAGUCAAUCGAGCAGUCAACUGAUCAACUUCCGCCUCCAAAAUGGACAUACGCUCACACCGCGACGCUACAGAAAGACCUCGCCAAAUUCACCUACUUCAUCAAUCACCAAGUCGACAACAUCUCAGAGCACGACCCCAAGCGGCAGGAGCUACUCAACCUUAUAAAGAAGGAGGUGGAACUCGACGACAUGAUGGGCCAUAUUGCUGCUCUUCACCCGCAGGUGAACGAUUAUGGAGUCGCUGGGGAGAUCCAAGGGGUCGCACAAGAAAUCCCUACGAAGAAGGGAGCUCUUCCUGAACACCUACAGCCACCGUACCGUGACACUGCGAGGAAACAGAUGGCACGCGAGAAGACUCGGAUGCUGAAGCAUUCAGACAGCACGCCGGAGACGAGCGGUUCAUGUGAGACCCCCGAAACCAACACACCCGAAUCGGCUGAGGGAAGUCACCAUGAUGAAGGAGACAAGGAUUACGUGCCGUGA